This is a messenger RNA of Symbiodinium sp. CCMP2592, 4752 nucleotides long. The record is from the annotation of a GenBank genome assembly. Lineage: Eukaryota; Dinophyceae; Suessiales; Symbiodiniaceae.
AUGGCUUCUGAUGGUUAUCCGUCGGCUGGGCCUGGGGACCGUCCGGUUCGAGCGGCCUGGGACCGUGAUGGCGCGGUUCUUCUGCCGUCUGCUCCGGAACUGCAAGACCUGGAAGAUUUUACCGACCAGCAACUCCUUGACCUCUUGCGUCGUUGCUCGGUCAGCUUCCUGGCCCGACUGGUCCGUCUUUGUGGGAGCAUCUUGCGCCCGCCCCGGGUCGUGAUCUACUGCCAACUGCCAUGCGUCAAUCCGGAAUGUCCACAAGUGUGUGGCCGUCAGGUGGAUCCGACCCGCAGACGCCAGCAUCAGAAUCACGCGCCCCCCAUAUCACUCUGCACCUGGAUGGUGCUAUUCACCGGCGUGGACGGUUGGUCAAAAAACCUGGACUCGGCCCUGCUCCCGUCUUUGCUGGGAUUGCCUGCCUCUGUCCGCUCAUUACUGCCUCCGUCCCGCUGCCAUUUUCAGGCUCUUAGGAUCAGGGUAGGCCGUCAGCUUGGACUUUUCCUGUCGUCAGCCUGGACUUUUUGCUCUUCCGACAUGUCAAGUUCUGGCACACCCGCCUUUGACGAUCCUGCUGCGUUGGUUGCCCUGCUCCGGCAAUGGUCUGCCCCGGAUGAGCUUCUGGAGGUCCUCACUGUAAAGGGUUUCAAGACCAUCGCGACCAUUGCCUAUGCUAUCCCUCCGGAUGGCUCCCCUGACGACUGGAUUCGCGUCUUGUGGCCUCCGGCAGACCCCAACGACACCUCGGCCAGGAUCACACCAUCUGCCAGCUUUGCACGACGCCUUCUGGUGCAGGCGCGCGACCUUGUGCAUCCGGCACCUGCCCCGUCGACCCCUGCCUCCGCCGGGAGUGCUCCGCCUUCCCUGCCCGGCCCAAAAAUCACGGCCGAAGCGGCGGAGGUGCUGCGUCAAAAAUUCAUUGAGGCUUACCCGGGAGAGGUCCUCUCCCCGUCGAGCACACCCAGUUUGGAAUUUCUCAACCGCCUCCGCUCUGAGCUGGACAAGCCUACAACCCUGUGGAUUCCGUGGCGCUUGAGGACAUCUGAGCAUGACGUUCAGACGUUCUAUGAACAUCGCCGACCAAGGUCGGACAACCAGCUUCUCCGCUCCUUGUUGGAUGAUGUUCCGGACCCGGUUGUGGCUCACGCGUCCGUGCCGACUUCAGGUCCCGUUGAGCCUCUGCUUCGCCGCCACUUUGGGAUUCUGGUCACGGCCUUGGCUUUUCUUGGUGACCUGCACCUCCGUAUCGGCAAGAUUUUUGCUGAGUCUUUCAUUGCAUCCGCUACGGCUGUCCCCCUGGAUCCUUCCCUCCGGGCACCAUCUCUGCAAGAAGUACUUGCCGCCGACCGGUCCAUUUGGGCUGCCGUUGGCACACUGAUGCGAGAUGAGAAGUGGUCGCUGUCUGAUUCCAUUCAUGAGGUUUCCGUCACCCGGCACAUGAUUCCGACUUUGUUGUGUGCCCGGCCUCGGUCCAUACCGGCUCCUCCGGUCCGGGAACCCACCCGCACGGUGGGCACUGCCGACACGUCGCAGCCAGCUAAGCCCGACCGGCCCACGAAACGUCUCAAAACCGAUGGCAAACCGGAUAAACCGACCGGCAAAGCCAAAGCAGAUGCCAAAAAGCCGGCCGGCAAGAAACCCGUCAAGGAUCUGUGGGAAGAGUCGUGGCAUGAGGUGGACGAGAAUGGCAAGGAAAUUUGCAAACGCUUUGUGCUCGGCCGCUCGUCCCCUGAUGCCCUGGCCGUUAAAGCCGUGCGUAUUUUCUCCUCUGAUGAAGAGAUCUCAAACCACGCCCCGGCUGAGUCCGUGGCUCAGGCGGCCCCUGCCUCGGAGUCGGACCGACUCAGAAGUCGCUCGCCGCACCGCCCGCUUCUCAGAUAUUCCUUCUCCUUUGCCCGUCCACCUGUGCAUGGGGCCCGCCCUGGCAUGCAUCCCCCCUCCCCGUGUGCACGGCCUGCCAAGGAGACAGCUCCAUCCUUGGAUCGGGCCCCCCCUUCCACUUCACCGGCCGAUCCUCCUGUUCGCCCGGCACUGUUUCUGGACUUGUUUUCAGGUUGCUCGGCCCCGCUCUCUAAAGCAGUUUCCAAUCUUGGCCUCGACCGCAUUGCCCCUAUAGACGUGCUUCAUGGGGAACAGGUGGACUUGCUUCUGCCCCAGCAUCAGUCGUCCAUGCGGAAACUGUGCUCGUCUGGCCUCGUGCGUGUGGCUGUGGCCGCCCCACCCUGCUCCAGCUUUAGCCGUGCUCGCCUUAAACCCGGUGGCCCGCCUGCAGUCCGGACACCAGCACACCCGCACGGCAUUCCUGCUCCUUCCCAGCGCCAGCAGGCUGAACUGCAACGUUCCGACAAGCUGCACGAGCUCUGUCGGGAGCUCCUCACUCUCGUGCUUCUCUCGGGUGGUCUGGUUUUGCUUGAAAACCCAUCUAGCAGCUUGUUGUGGCUCACCGACCCGUGCAAAGCCUGGAUCCGCCACCACUGCCUGUCCGCCGUGGAAAUUGCCGCUUGCACUUUUGGCAUGAAUGCUAAAAAGUGCUGGACCUUUGUCUCAAACUUGGCGGACCUUUCCUCUCUGGCCUCGACCUGUUGCCACCCGCCGGGCACUCACCCGCCCUUGGCAGGCAAGCGUGACUCGUCCGGUGCUUUUCUUACACGGACCACUGCCUGCUACCCGGACGGUCUCUGCGAGCGCAUUGCGGCACUGAUGGCACCAUAUCUCUCCCGGUCUGUGGGCCUAGUCCCGUUCGUGCUCCACUGCUUCCUGGUCCAAACCGUCCGGCCCCAACUCUGGGUUCAGCGCAUCCUGUCCGGGGAUUUCCUUGCCAAGUUUCGCGCUCGGCUGGCAUCCGGCUCCAAGGAUGCCCCCAUUUCUGAGUCCGAACUGGUACCCUUCUUGGGUGACUUGCGUUCCUUCCUGGGCUUGGCGACUACUGACUUUGAUACACUCCUUUCGGUCCCUCCGGGCCAACCGUUCCGCCUAUUCCUUCUGGAUGCGCUGCUUCAGCUCUCGCGCGACCCGGAUCGACCCUUUGUGGACUUGCUACUUGAGGGAGUUCCUCUGGGUGUUGACGAACCUAUGCCUGCCUGCCCUACGUUGUUUCCGGCGUCCGCCCCCAAGGACCCAUCCAUGGACUUACAGCAUUGUUCUUCCUCCUGGGGUUCAGCUCUGUCCGACCUGUCCACUGUUGACUCCCUUCUUCAAACCGAAGUUUCUGAAGGAUGGGUGCGGGAGGUUCCGGGCGGUCUUGACAGCCUCGUCGCUACCUAUGCUCGCACCGCUGUGGGGAAGCUUGGACUUGUUAAGGCCCCCGACCGUGACCCCCGCCUGGUGGUGGAUUCCAGCGUUUCCGGUGUUACUGAACACACCACUCUUCCCAAUAAGUCUGCGAACCCGACCAUCUCGGGCCUCCGUCGGUGCUUUCCCCUCCGUCUGGCCCUGGAACAGCUCUUCGCACUUAUCCUGGAUGUCAGCAAGGCUCACCGGCGCAUACUGAUCCGGGCCGCCGAUCAAGGCCUUCUUUGCUUUUUCCAUCGCGGCCGCCUGUUCCAGUGUCUAACAUUGAAUUUCGGUGCACGCGCGUCCGGAUUUUACUGGGCACGUUUGGCGGGUUGGCACAAAGCCUAUUUGGGCGCACGGCCGACUUGGAUUGGUUGGUCUAUGUCCUUGGAAACCUUUACCGCCACGCUUGAACCACCGAAGCUGGCCCGUCUCCGCCUUCUGAUUUCUUCAGCCCGUUCCGGGGAGGCGAUUCCACUACACCUGCUUCGCAAACUCACCGGCAAACUUCUUUGGGUUUGUUCCCUGUUUCGUCCAUUCCGGCCGUCCCUUGCACCGCUUUAUCGGGACCAAAGCCUACCUCCACUUGUUCACGUUGCUGUGGCCCCCUCCAAGUGGGAAUCCUUCCGUGCAGCCCUGUCCAAAGACCUCGUGCUCACGAAAUCUGUUGGUCUGGCUAGUUGCCCCCAGGGCUGCACCCUGGUCAGUGUGGCCUCCCGUCCUGUUCAUACACUGAAGGAUGUUCCUCUCCACUUUGCCGGUGAGCGACGACUCUGGAUUUCUGUCCGCUCCCCUCCUGACUCUGACCGGAAGCUUUCACAGGAAUCUAAAGCUGUCUUGGACCUUUGGCACUCCUGCCUGUGUCAGUCCAUCCCGCUCUUCCCGCUGUCUCUCGCGCCGCUGUUAACUUGCGAGGCGUUUGCUGACGCCUGUGCCGACAGCAAACACGCGGGCUUGGGCGGCUUCGUGACCUUUCCCUCCGGCCGCACGGUAUGGUUCCGCUCCGCCUUAUCUCCUGCGGAGCUUGCUCGACUUUGUGCUUGGUAUUCCCCUGACAUUUCCCCUCAGAAAUUCAUUGCUGCCUGGGAACUCCUUGGCCAAAUCGCGCUUCUCUGGUGCGUUGCCCUCGUUGUCCCGGCCGCUCACCACCCUGUACAUUUCGUCAGCCGCUGUGACAACAGCCCUUCCGAAUCGGCCUCCUGGAAAGGCCUCUCUACUGCCCGCGGUAUGUGUGACCUAUUGCACUCCUACCUGUUAUGGCAGCGUCAUUUCUGCAUUUCCGCACAUAUCGACCAUGUUCCGGGAUUCCGUAACAAAAUUGCUGAUGCCCUGAGCCGGUCCUGCGACCCGGGCACCUUGGGACUCAAUCCUGCCGAUGAGAUCCUGGUCCCUUGGCACCUGUUGAGCCGUCCUCCGCGCCCGAGUUACUCCCCUGCGUCCGCCUUCAACCGUGACCUCUUCCCGGCAUUGGACUUCUGA